Dufourea novaeangliae is the source of this 2397-nucleotide messenger RNA. RefSeq names its product protein PTHB1 (gene BBS9). Gene Ontology annotation, cellular component: BBSome; membrane. Lineage: Eukaryota; Metazoa; Arthropoda; Insecta; Hymenoptera; Halictidae. The coding region runs from base 1 to 2397 and encodes 798 amino acids. Gene Ontology annotation, biological process: cilium assembly. The record is from RefSeq and is a predicted model, not a curated record. The transcript has 11 exons.
AUGUCGUUGUUCAAGACCAAAGAGUGGUGGCGUACAGUAUGCGGGGCCCAAGAAACUUUCGACGGACGGUGUCUGCUGGUGACACCGUUGUUCGGCGAGGAGAAAAAGGACGCGAUCGUGGUGGGCAGCCACGAUGGUUAUUUGAGAAUCUACAGUCCUUCUUCGCAGUGGAUCGAGGAGACGAGAUCGCCGAGCGGGUAUAAAUCGACGGACACGAUGCUUGAAACGCAAAUCGGUGACUGCAUCGUUGACAUUAAAGCCGGGAAAUUUGUAUCGGGCUCGCAGGACCUUCGACUGGCGAUAUUGACGUCCUCGAAGCUGCUGGUGUACAACGCGAUUUUGAUUGACGGUUCCACGGAAUACGGAGAUCGCUGCGAUUUGAAAGUCGCUUACGAGCAUUCGUUGCCGAGACAUCCGGCGUCUCUGACGACGGGUCCGUUCGGUGGAGUACGGGGUCGGGAUUUCCUUUGCGUGCAGUGCUUGGACGGCACGCUUUUCUUCUACGAGCAGGAAGUGUUUGUGUUCAGCCAGGUUCUCAAGAAUCGAUUACUGCCCGAACCGAUCGUCUACAUUGCGCGGAACGAUUUAUUCGUUACUGCUAGCACCUCGUGGUUCCUCGAGUGUUACAGGUAUCAGAGCAUGGCGGAAUCUGUACGAAUCAAAGAGAGACGCGAAAGCAAUGUCGACGCAGUUGACAAUGACGACGACAACCAUGAAGAGGAAGUUGAAGAACAACAGCUACAUCAUCAUCAUCAUCGGCAACGACAAUGGCAACGGGAACGGCGUCCUAUACCCGCCGAUAGCCACGAACCUGACUGGAGAUACAAUAUUGGCGAGGCGAUUCUGGACAUUCAAGCUGUCACGUUGAGCAGCUUCGAGGCUGGUAUCGUGGUUCUAGGGGAACGGCACCUUUACUGUUUGAAGGACAACUGCACGUCGGUCAAAUACGCCAAGAGACUGGAGUACAAACCGCUCUGCUUUCGAGCUUACGUUAUCGAGCCGGAUGGAAAGUUGAUGGUGCUCGUAAUCGCCGACACGAGCACGCUCAUGAUUUACGAAGGCACGAGGCUCAAAUGGUCGGCGCAGUUGCCUUUUGCUCCGGUCACCGUCGCGAGGGCUCAGCUUCAGCACCUGGACGGCGCGAUAAUGGCGUUGUCCGAGGAAGGCCGAUUGGAGGCUUGCUACCUGGGAUCGGAACCGGGUUUGUUCAUCGCGCCGCCUCUACAUUCGAGGCGGUACGAUUACGCGGCCGCGGAACAGCAGCUCGCGGAUCUGCGAGCGCUUCUAAAGCGCAAGAAAUCCUCGGACGAUCGACACUCGAUCGAGACAAGGAUCCAUGUAGACGGGGAUCUGCCGGCGAUAGCGUGCGAGAUCGACGUGAUUGUGAGCUAUAGAAGGGACACGGAGGACGGUAACUUACGAACUGUACGAAAAACGAGUCAGCUGCCGUUGAAGAUGAUGCUACAGAGCUGCCCGCCCGAGAACGUGACCACCUUCACGACGGUUUUGAAGGGCGACGAUCAUCAGCCACUCCUGGGGCUUGCCCGUCUGUUUCCUGAAUUCACCGGCGAUCGAACGCAGACCGGUCAGAAACAGAACUGGACUGCUUUGGGGUUGCGUUACACGAGAAACGGUCAAGGGGUCACGAUCGUAUCGGGGAACGCGAGCAAUCGAUAUCGGGUACAAUCGAACGAUGGAUUGUCGACGACGUUGGUGGUGCGACAGCUGAUCGACAGGCUUGCGGACAGAAAGUACGGGAAUCUCUCGGGAACUAUCGGGCAGGAUCACCUUCGGCUGAUGCACUCACGGAUAGAGGCUCACUACAAUGCUCGUCGAAAGAUCGACGGGAUAACGAACGCGAUCGGUUUGCUGACGAUCCAGCUGAGGAACAUCGAGAAGAAGAUGCUGCGCGCCGUUCGGGAGAGAAACACCGGAUCAUCGUUGUCCGACACUGGAUUGCCGUUCCUCUUCGAGUCGACGUACCGCGCGAUCCUCGAGCGUCUCGAGGAUCUCGUCGAAGCCAGAGCGGAACGCGAACGGGCCGGCCACGAACUUUACUGCAGUGCCAGAUUGCUGUUGCUGAUACUACGGAUGAACACCAACGAAGAAAAGUACGCGACUAUCGAAGCUGCGAUCGGCUUCGAGCCUCGACCAUGCGACAAACUGGAUUGGGAAGAGAUCGCGGACGCAGCGCUGGCGACCAUUCUCAGAUCCGUGACGAAAAAUCCAGGGACCACGGAGACGAAAUCUAUAACGUGGAAUUCGAUCACGCCGUUCGCCUCCGUCAAGGAACUGGCCAAGCUAAAGAAACGUCUGGGCCACGCGAUCGAACGUCUCGACGAGGCGAAGGGAUCGGACAUUGCAGAGAUCGAGCCGAACGAUCUUGCGUCUUCUUAG